This is a messenger RNA of Fraxinus pennsylvanica, 2685 nucleotides long. NCBI's taxonomy places the organism in Eukaryota, Viridiplantae, Streptophyta, Magnoliopsida, Lamiales, Oleaceae. The record is from the annotation of a GenBank genome assembly.
AUGGCCCCAUUGAGGUGCUUCCUCAUAGGCCCUUUAUGGUUCUUUAUUCAUUUCAUUCAUGUUUCGGAUUCAUAUUGCCCUCGGACCAAUACAACUCUCCUCAACUUCACUUCCGAAUUCGUUAUGGUACAACACCAGCUGCGCGGCCUAAUAUCCGUAAUUGACGACUGUUCCUUCAGGAUCACCCAGUUUGACAUGCUUUCCGGCUCCAACGUGCAUUGGUGGGGCGCUGAUGGGGAAGAUUUCCAAAACCUGACCAAGGGUUUUGUCGUUUCUGACCAGAUUUUGGACCAGACCUAUAAAAAUGGUAGCUUUCUGGUUAAUUUGCGCAAAAACGUAAAGUGGGAUAAGAUUAAAGUCCUUGGAGUUUGGGAUAUCCCCACGGCUUCGGAUUUUGGCCACGUUUUGUUGAAAAAAUUGUCUAAUGGGACUGAAAAUUAUGCACCACCGCCAAUGCCUGUGAAUGGGAGGACUAGUCUGAUGAGAAAUGAGCAACCCACCAUGUUUGAAAAUUGUAAAGUUCUAUCUGAUGGUUAUAGGAUCAGGUGGACUUUCAAGGAGGAGGAGGAUGGGAUUGAUAUUGGGUUGGAGGGUGCAAUUGGGAUUAUGAAUUACAUGGCAUUUGGAUGGGCGAACCCCAAUGUUUCUGCUAAUUUUAUGGUUGGCAGUGAUGUGGUGAUCACUGGGUUUAAGGAGGAUGGAAUGCCAUUUGCUGAUGACUUCUAUAUAACUAAGUACAGUGAGUGUAUGAUAAAUCAGGAUGGGAGUGUUCAGGGGGUGUGUCCCGAUACUAUGUAUGAAAGCUCUGAUCCCAUUGGAUUGGAGAACAAUACGAAGUUGGUUUAUGGGCACAGGAAGGACGGGGUGUCCUUUAUCAGGUAUAAGAGACGUUUGAAGUCCGUUGAUAAGAAGUAUGAUACGGCGGUUGACCCUAAGGGCAAUAUGACUGUGAUUUGGGCUUUGGGGUUGAUUAAACCACCAGAUAGUCUACGCCCUUUUUAUCUUCCUCAAAAUCAUGGUGGUAGCUUUGGUUACUUGACUCUGAACAUUUCAAAACAUAUAAAUGAUUGCUUGGGACCAUUGGAUGCUGAAGACAAAGAGGAUCAAGAUCUCGUCAUUGCAGAUAAAAAGGAGCCACUUGUUGUGGUGACAGGUCCGGCAUUGCAUUAUCCAAAUCCCCCAAAUCCUUCAAAAGUUCUUUAUAUUAACAAGAAAGAGGCUCCUGUUCUUAGGGUAGAGAGAGGUGUGCCAGUGAAGUUUUCAAUACAAGCUGGGCAUGACGUGGCAUUCUAUGUUACUUCUGAUCCGGUUGGUGGAAACGCAACUUCACGAAAUAUGUCUGAGACUAUUUAUUUUGGAGGACCAGAAGCAGAAGGAGUUCAAGCCAGUCCUACUGAAUUGGUUUGGGCACCUGAUCGGAACACACCGGAUCUGGUUUACUAUCAGUCUCUUUAUACACCAAAGAUGGGCUGGAAAGUUCAAGUGGUUGAUGGAGGUUUGCCAGAUAUGUAUAAUAACAGCGUUUCUUUGGAUGAUCAGCAAGUUAUGCUAUUUUGGACACUGUCAGAGAACUCAAUAUCUAUUGCCGCUCGGGGCGAGAAAAAAAGUGGUUAUUUGGCUAUCGGCUUUGGUCGUGGAAUGUUAAACAGCUUUGCUUAUGUGGGUUGGAUUGGCGACAAUGGGAGAGGGAGGGUGAGCACAUAUUGGAUAGAUGGAAGGGAACCUUCAAGCUUACGUCCAACAAGGGAGAAUAUGACAUAUGUGAGAUGCAGGUCUGAAAAUGGCAUCAUCACAAUGGAGUUCACUCGGCCUUUGAAACCGUCAUGCAAGCUUAACGAAAGGCCAGAAUGCAACAAUAUUAUUGACCCUACAACUCCGCUGAAAGUUGUCUGGGCUAUGGGUGCUCAAUGGUCUGAUGACCAUUUAAGCGUGAGAAACAUGCAUUCAGUCACAAGCAAGAGACCAGUAAGUGUACUGCUUAUGCGUGGUUCUGCAGAGGCAGAGGAGGACUUGCGUCCAGUAUUAGCUGUGCAUGGAUUUAUGAUGUUUCUUGCCUGGGGUAUACUGCUUCCUGGUGGAAUUUUGGCAGCUAGAUACCUAAAGCAUGUUGGUGAUGGGUGGUUUCGGAUUCAUGCCAACCUACAAUACUCAGGAUUAGUAAUUAUUUUUCUUGGUUUCCUUUUUGCUGUUGCUGAGCUUCGGGGUUUCACUUUCCAAUCAUUGCAUGCUAAAUUUGGAAUGUUGGCAAUAAUAUUAGCAAUUGCACAACCAGUGAACGCAUAUCUGAGACCUAAAAAGCCUGCUAAUGCAGAGCAGGUUUUGUCGAGGAGGCUUAUUUGGGAGUAUAUCCAUGUUAUAACUGGCAGAUGUGCCAUCAUUAUUGGCUGUGCUGGUCUUAUUACUGGAUUGAAACAUUUGGGAGACGAAUAUGGGGAUGAAAACACGCACGGGCUUAUUUGGGCUUUAAUAAUUUGGUUCUUAGUAGGCGCAUUAACAGUAAUGUAUUUAGAAUACCGUGAGAAGAAAAGAAUAAGGCGGGAUAGAAUAUCUGGAAGAAGCGAUUGGGUGCUGGGUGAUGGUGAGGAGGAGGAUAUUGAUCUCUUGAGACCUAGUCGGACUAUGGCAGAGAAAGAAGCGCUCUCUUCAGAAAGAAUGGAAAUUCAGCUUGAACCGUUGAGCAGAUAG